UUUUUUUAAUUAAUUUCCCUCCUUUGUGCAGAGGCAACUUUUGCCAGCAUUCCAAAACGGGAGGAGGAGGAACCACUGGAACUCGUUUUAGUUAAGUGAGAAGCAGCUCAAGAAUCUUUCAACCACAAAACUAAGCCCCACAGCUCUAGGGUUUCAUUCUAACCAGAUUAGGCAGCUCUAGGUUGCAGGAAAGGUGUUCCCUUCCUUUUCAGAUCAGGUGACAAUACAUUGGCAGUUUUAGGAAUAUUUCUUAUCUCAAGUCUGCUGAGUAUUUGCUAAGAACUCUCUUUUGACUUUUCUUAACACAUGAAUAUACAGUUGGUGGAGCACACAGAUAUACCUUUUGAUGAAUUAGGAGGGUCACUGCUAUAGGUGCAAUGCUAUGUUAAAGCUGACUGUGUCUGAAAAAUAUGGCUUCAACCCAAGGCACCAGUCACAUUCCUUCUCUUGCUUCACCAACACAACGAAUGCACUUGAUUCGUGUGGAUUCUGUUCAUCGAUGGAUGGAGGACUUGCGGUACAUGACAGAAGUGGAGUGCAUGUGCAUCCUUCAAUCAAAACCAAUCAGUGUUGAUGAAGAUGCUCAAAGCGAACUAAUCAUUAAUCCAGAGCACACUGUACGGGACAACCUUCAGACUCUGCUGAAAAGAGCUUUUAUUAUCAGCACUGAACUGACCAAAAUGUUUCAGAAGCUGGAGAAGAACCGUUGGCAAAGAGUGCACAGCACAGCAGUGAGAGCCAAUUGCCAUGUUCGUUCCCUGGUCAAUGAGUACAACUCCUUCACAAGGAAUUCUCCUGCAGAAAUACAAAAAUACGAAAAGGCAUUGCUGGAGAAAUGCAUGGAGCUGACAAUCAUAACUGAGAGGUGCAUACACACGGAAGAUGAAUAUUUUUUGAUGUCUAUGAAAGACUCGAUCCAUGAAAUACUGACAUCUGUUGGCGAGUCCUUCAGCCACAUGAUUGACAUGGCUUUAGCCAAUGAGAUACAGGUCUUGGUCAGACAAAUUGAAUUGUCUGAUAACAUGUAUACCAUUGGAACAGCCAUCAGCAGCCUGCUCAGCCUAACCCAAGAAGGAGCCCGCUUGUGCACCAUCAUAGCAAAGGAAGGGGCUGUGGUUGCCCUUUUUAAGAUUUGCAGACAGGAUUGCUUCAGCUGCCUCUGUGCACAUGCUCUGAGAACGCUGGCAUCAAUCUGCUGCGUGGAGGAAGGAAUCAGCCAGCUGGAAAAGGUGGAUGGCAUCCUGUGUUUAGCAGAUAUCCUCACAGAUGAAACUAAUCCUGAAGAGAUGCGUGCAGAGGCAGCCGCUGUGGUGGCCCAGAUUACAUCCCCACAUUACACUUUCACCCAGCAUCUGGGCAGUUUCCUGGAGAACAUGGAAGACAUCGUGACUGCACUUAUCAAACUGUGCCAACAUGCUUCUUCUGGGGAAGUCUUCCUGCUGGCCUCUGCAGCUCUAGCCAACAUCACCUUCUUUGACACCAUGGCGUGUGAAAUUCUACUGCAGCUGAGCGCUGUUAGAAUAUUAUUUGAAGCGUGCCGAGAUCGAAAGAGAGUGGACACACCCUACUCAAAAGAUCAGGUUGUGACAGUAUUUGCGAAUAUGUCUGUACUUGACCACUGUGCUUCAGAGGUUAUACAAGAAAGUGGUAUUGAGUGUUUACUGGAGAUGUUAUUUGAGAAGCCAUCUACUUCAAAUCCAGCAGAGGUUGCUGCUUGUGAGCGAGUCCAGCAGAAAGCUGCAGUUACACUGGCUCGGCUGAGCAGAGACCCAGUUGUAGCCCACACUGCCACAAAACUCAACUGUAUUCCUCGACUGAUAGAGCUCUGUCGAUCACCAGCUGAGAGAAGCAACAGUGAUUCUGUUUUAGUUGCCUGUUUGGCAGCCCUAAGGAGGCUAGCAGCUGGGUGUCCAGAAAGCAUCGACGAUUCUGACUUUCAACAACUAAUAAAACCGAGACUAGUGGAUUCCUUCUUACUGUGCUCAAACAUGGAAGAAAGCUUUGUAUAAUGGCAGCUGUAAAAUAACUUUUUGCAUGACAUUCUAUGCAAAAAGUAUUCCAUUAAAAACCUGAAAUCAGUUUAAGGUUGACCAAAAAUGAUGUUAGAUUUUAAAGUUUUUUUUUUUUGUUUGUUUCUUUUAAGUAGAGGUAUAUAAUAAGGAUAUAAACAUUCACUUUUUUUUUUUUAGCAGUGAAGCAUGGAUCAUAUUUGUAGUUUUUAUAGACUAAAAUGUAACUUGAAGAAAAGUGUAUUUUCUAACAUAUUGUAUGUUCAUGCACACAAACUUUAAAAAUUAAAACCGUAAGUCCAAAUAAAACCUUUUUUUUUCCUUCUCAUUUUAGUCCCUACCUGUCAUGUCCCUAUAGAUUGUUUCACUGAUGCAUUCCAUCCUGUACAUCAUGCUACUGUACUUGUAAGCUGUCUGUGGAAUUCUAAUCUUCUUAAUUCUCAGUGCUACAGUAUCGGAUGCACACCAGAGGAUGCAGAACAGCCACACUUCAAAAAAUCUCCUGCCCUUCUGCCCCUGGUGUUUAAGAAGCAGUACCCUUGUUACAAUGUCGUGGGCUUACUACUUUCCCCCUGGCAUUCGACCCUGCUAUACUUAAUGAGAAUCUAAGGCAAGACGUUUCAGAUAAGCCUGUUUCCUGCACAUAUAAAUAAUGUUAUCUUUUCCUUCGUAUGGGGUUCCCUAUAUUGGAAAGCUUUUUCUUUCUUUUACUUUACCAGCUACCCUUUCCUCUAAAGGAUGAUAUGCAGAUGUUCUGCUAGUUUCUCAUUGUUCUGAUAAGUGAUUUUGUAGAGACCUUUUAGAGACCACUCUUACACUGUACAUCAACUGCUAUUUUAGUGUGGAAAAACUAAAAAGAGACUGAUUUACAAAACCAUUUUUUUUUUGUUAUUUCUUUUAGCUGAAGUUCUGAGGUGGUUGUGUUUGCUCACAAGCUAAAACUAGCAUGUUAAAAACCAGAAUAUACUGUACGUGUAAGCCUGGUAUCCGUGAGAUGGAAAUAAGUAUUUGUUCUUUUGAAUGUCAUAUUUCACUCUUGUGAAUGCAUUAAGAGAAAAUUGUAAAACAUCUAUAGUGGAAAAUGUCAACCUAGCAAAAUAUUAAACCUACUGUAUCCAGUUUGAGCAGACCAUCAAAUAUCAUUCUAUGAAAACGUGGAUUAAACUUCUAUGGAUUUACGAGUAGUUCAUUUUUGGUUGCCUUUGAAGUUUGUUAAUGUAUUUGUAUUUUACAGUAGCUAUGCAAAAAAAGAAGUAAUUAUUUUUGGGUUGUCAUCGAUGUAGAUACCUAAAACAGUACAGCUAUAAUGCAUUUUGUUUGUUAAACUAUUUUUGUUUCUUUAAAAAACAGCUGUUGUGCUCAAAGAUAUGUGUGCAAUAAACUAAUGACACUCAAUUUCCUUUCCCAAAAGUGAUGCUUCUGGUUAUACCAAUAUGUUACUUACAAAGUGACUGUAACAGAGCGCCCGGUGUCAGAUAUAAAUUC
This is a messenger RNA of Polyodon spathula (Mississippi paddlefish), 3494 nucleotides long. It is a transcript of the gene insc, whose product is annotated as protein inscuteable homolog. The transcript has 13 exons. Gene Ontology annotation, molecular function: cytoskeletal adaptor activity; protein binding. Gene Ontology annotation, biological process: apical protein localization; establishment of mitotic spindle orientation; asymmetric cell division. NCBI's taxonomy places the organism in Eukaryota, Metazoa, Chordata, Actinopteri, Acipenseriformes, Polyodontidae. The coding region runs from base 411 to 2009 and encodes 532 amino acids. Gene Ontology annotation, cellular component: apical cortex. The record is from RefSeq and is a predicted model, not a curated record.